This is a messenger RNA of Suillus discolor, 438 nucleotides long. RefSeq lists its product as uncharacterized. NCBI's taxonomy places the organism in Eukaryota, Fungi, Basidiomycota, Agaricomycetes, Boletales, Suillaceae. The transcript has 5 exons. The record is from RefSeq and is a predicted model, not a curated record. Bases 1 to 438 code for a protein of 145 amino acids.
AUGCAAGACAAACUCAAGAACCCUGUGAUAUUCAAUAUAUUCAAGAUACUUGAGCAUGGAAGUUCUAUCAAAUGUUUCAUUGAGCUUUUUGAGGCAGCAAGGAGUGGGAAACUUGCAGACCACAAGACAUUCAAAGAAUUAUGUGACAUGUUUGCAGACCGCUUCCACCUCACCAACUCCACCAACCCCAACUUAAAAAACUCUAUAUGUCAGUAUAACAUUCUUACUUUGCAAUUAGUGGGUUACAAGGGUCUAAUAGUAGUUGCUGGUAACUGCACAAAAGUUCAUCCACACUCUACUCUUCCUUUGGAUGAAUAUCAGAUUGACAAAAUUGAAGAUAUCAAGAAUAUUAUCAAUAGUAUUUAUAAGGCUGAGGCUGAAGCAACACAAGUCACAAUCGAGCCUUUCAACCAAAAUUUCAACCAAGUUAGGCAAUAG